CAAAAUCUGCGACUCUCACUUCUUGACAUGUGGGAUUUGUUGACUAGUGAAAAUUUGUUGCAUGUAUAACGAAUAAAGUAUUAUCUGCGUUGCGCAUAACGCGUUUAUUUCUAAGUCGACUCAGUAAAAUGGAAAACACCAACCUUCACUUCAAAACAAACUAUGCCGCUUCCAAUAAAAUUGAACCGUUUUAUAAAGGCGGAAAGGUUCAGAUUAGCAAAGAUGAGAAGUUCAUCUUUUGCACUUGUGGAUCCCGUGUCAAUAUUUUGGAAAUAAGCACGGGGAAGAUUGUGCACAGCAUCGAGCAGGAUGAUCAAGAGGACAUCACCUCCUUUGCGCUGAGCUAUGAUGAUGAGAUCCUGGUGACAGCUAGCAGGGCUCUGUUGCUGAAGCAGUGGGACUGGAAGCAGGCCCAGUGCACCCGCUCCUGGAGGGCCAUUCACACCAUACCUAUAGCCAGCAUGACCUUUGACCCCACGUCCACGCUUCUUGCCACAGGUGGUUGUGAUGGGACCAUUAAGCUGUGGGACAUAAUAAAGCAGUACUGCACUCACAACCUCAAGGGAUCAUCCGGUGUUGUUCACCUGGUUCACUUCCACCCAGACAUGAGCCUUCUGCAGCUGUUCUCCUCCUCUGCGGACUGUGGCAUCCGGCUGUGGGAUCUGCGCUCCAGCCUGUGCCUCUGUGUGCUCCAGAGCCACUUCAGCGCCGUCACCUCGCUAGCCUUCACCGCCAGCGGGGACAGCAUGGUCAGCUCUGGCAGGGACAAGAUCUGUACAGUGUGGGAUCUGAAGACGCGGACAGCCACAAGAACCGUGCCGGUCUAUGAGGCGGUGGAGGGUGUGGCAUUGCUCCCAGAGGACCAGGACUUGUCUCAGAUUGGUGUUCAGAACCACGACCUGCACUUCAUCACUGCGGGCAGCAAAGGUGUGUUAAGAGUCUGGGAGGCCAGCACAUCCCGCUGCGUCUACACCCAGACGCUGCCCUCGGCCACACCCCCUGCCGGAAAGGAGGGCGGCGAGACCCAUGAUGGCGACGACCCCCGCAGCCUGACCUACUUGCUGACCAUGGGCGCCUCCCACCGGGUGGCGGCCGUCACGGCGGAGCACAACAUCACGCUGUACCAGCUACCCGCACUCAGCACGCAACAACAGUUUGUGGGCUACAAUGAUGAAAUUCUGGACGUGAAGUUCCUGGGGAAGAACGACAGCCACAUCGUGGUGGCCACCAACAGCUGUCAGCUCAAGGUGUUUGAGCUCCUGACUAACAGCUGCCAGAUCCUGUAUGGACACACAGACACUGUGCUCUCUUUGGAUGUCUUCAAAAAGGGCUUGCUCUUUGCUAGUUGUGCCAAGGACAAAUCUGUGCGUGUGUGGAGAAUGGAUGAAGACAGUGGCCAGGUGGUGUGUGUGGCUCAGGGGUCCAGCCAUGCUAACUCUGUGGGCUGCAUCACCUUUUCACGGAUGAAGGAGUCGUUCCUAGUGUCUGGCAGUCAGGACUGCACAGUGAAGGUGUGGGACCUUCCUGACAACAUCACGACGACAACGGGGGACCUGGUCGGACUGAGCGCACGUGUUACGGAAAAGGCUCACGACAAGGACAUCAACAGCGUGGCGGUGUCUCCCAACGACAAGUUGCUGGCGUCGGGGUCCCAGGACCGGAUGGCCAAACUCUGGUCCCUGGGGGCCCCGGGGGCCCCUGGGGCCCCGGGUGCAGGCCCGGCCCUGCUCGGGGUGUUCCGGGGCCACAAGCGCGGGGUCUGGGCGGUGUGCUUCUCCCCCGUCGACCAGGUGCUGGCCAGCUCCUCGGCCGACGGCACGGCCAAGCUCUGGAGCCUGCAGGACUACAGCUGCCUCAAGACAUUCGAGGGACACGAUGCGUCCGUUCUGAAGAUCGUCUUCGUCAGCCGAGGAACACAGCUACUUACCAGUGGUUCAGACGGCCUGGUGAAGCUGUGGACCAUCAAGACCAACGAAUGUGUGAAAACACUGGACGCCCACCAGGACAAGGUGUGGGGUCUUCAUGCCAGCCGCCAGGACCACAAGAUGGUAACGGGGUCGGCCGAUUCCACCAUCACCAUCUGGGAUGAUGUGACUGAGGUGGAGCAGGCGGAGGAGCAGGCCAAGCAGGAAGACCAGAUACUCAAGCAGCAGGAGCUGUCUAACCUUCUCCAUGAGAAGAAGUACCUGAAGGCCCUGGGUCUGGCCAUCUCUCUGGACCAGCCACACACCGUGCUCACCGUCAUCAGAGCCAUCCGUCAGAGCGAGGACAGCCGUGACCUUUUAGAGAGGACGUUGCUGAAGCUCCGAUUGGACCAGAAAGAGUCCCUGCUGCGCUACUGCGCCGUGUGGAACACCAACGCCCGCAGCUGUCUGGACGCCCAGGCCGUCCUGCAGGUGCUGCUGACGCAUCUGGCCCCCGAGGAGCUGCUGCAGUACCAGGGGGCCCGGGGCCAUCUGGAGGGCCUCAUACCUUACACAGAGCGACACAUGCAGAGGAUCGGCCGCCUGCUCCAGUCAUCCAUGUUCAUUGACUACAUGUGGCAGAAGAUGCGAGUGACUGGGUCCUCAUCCAUCAUGGGACCAGAUGAGGAGAUGGACACCUCUGCUGUCAAAGACUCCACGCCUCCGUUUGUGAUUGACAAGGAGACUCACGGGGGUUCUGAACAUAACCUCAAGGAAGAUGAUGAUGAUGAGGAGGAAGAUGAUGACGAUGACCUCGAAGACGAAGAGCUAGCCGAUGAGGAGAGCGUCACGAAGAAGGCCCCUGCCAACGGGAGGCAGGUUACAAACGGAACUAGCAACGGAGGCCAUCACGCCGGGAGUGAGGAGAGCUCAGACGAUGAAGGCGAAGAGAAAGAUGACAAGGAAGCAGAAGAGGAGGAAGAACAAAACUUGAGCACCAAAACAACCAAGGGGGUUACACUCCACCCACGUGUUCAGAUCCUGACCAGCUGACCUGGGAUUCCCCCCGUGAGUCCUUAGCGACUGCCGGUCCAUAGUGACCUUGAGUAGCUGCCGCAGAGGUGAAAGGGAGCCCUGUUUGGACACCAAGCACGGACCUUAUGUUGUUAAACAUGACUGACCUGGUUAAACUUCCUGUGUUUUAAUGUGCACCGGCAUGGCAUUCUUGCCAUGGAAGCAUUGUCGAUAAGAAUGGAUUUCUGUUCCUUUACCCAAGUUGUGUAUCCCUGCUUAUCAUUGUGCUUUUCUGAGGCACACACUGAUCUAAUUGUUAGCUAAAAGAAGGAAGGAAUGCCUGGAUGGGUACAUUUGUAAGAGCAAAAUAAUAAAGGGGUAUUUGUAUCUCUCGAACGCCUUAUGCCUUAUCAGCUAAUCUGUUUUCUGAAGGGAAAAGUAAGAAAGUUCCUUAUAACCGUGGAUUUGGUGUAUCAGGAUGAAAAAUGGAUUUUAAAAUAAAGAAAAUUAACUAACAUGUAGUAACAUGUAA
Gadus morhua (Atlantic cod) is the source of this 3450-nucleotide messenger RNA. It is a transcript of the gene tbl3, whose product is annotated as transducin beta like 3. The record is from RefSeq and is a predicted model, not a curated record. Lineage: Eukaryota; Metazoa; Chordata; Actinopteri; Gadiformes; Gadidae. Gene Ontology annotation, biological process: endonucleolytic cleavage to generate mature 5'-end of SSU-rRNA from (SSU-rRNA, 5.8S rRNA, LSU-rRNA); endonucleolytic cleavage in 5'-ETS of tricistronic rRNA transcript (SSU-rRNA, 5.8S rRNA, LSU-rRNA). The transcript is spliced from 23 exons. The coding region runs from base 129 to 2957 and encodes 942 amino acids. Gene Ontology annotation, molecular function: protein binding; U3 snoRNA binding. Gene Ontology annotation, cellular component: nucleolus; 90S preribosome; small-subunit processome.